AUGGGCGACUAUACGUUGGACGUGGAUAAUCUGAUCCAGCGGCUCCUGGAAGCUCACAAACUGCAGCAGCAGCAGGCGCAAGAGUCCCGGAAAAAGGGCAAACUGAAAGAGAUAUUCUCGCACGAUUUCAUGGUUCGGGGAUGUCGUCCAGGAAAAUCAGUACCUAUGCCAGAGGAAGAAAUUCGAGCACUAUGUCUUAAAUCGCGUGAAAUCUUCCUGCAACAACCAAUACUUCUGGAAUUGGAGGCUCCACUUAAAAUUUGCGGUGAUAUACAUGGACAGUACACAGACCUGCUGCGACUUUUCGAGUACGGUGGAUUUCCCCCAGAGGCCAACUAUCUAUUCUUGGGUGACUACGUGGAUCGAGGCAAACAGUCGUUGGAAACGAUCUGUCUUUUGUUAGCGUACAAAAUCAAGUAUCCGGAAAACUUUUUCCUAUUGCGCGGAAAUCAUGAGUGUGCCAGUAUUAAUAGGAUAUAUGGAUUCUACGAUGAAUGCAAACGGCGGUACAACGUGAAAUUGUGGAAAACGUUCACGGAUUGUUUCAAUUGCCUGCCCAUUGCUGCCAUUAUUGAUGAGAAAAUAUUCUGUUGUCAUGGAGGCUUGAGUCCGGAUUUGAAUCAUAUGGAACAAAUAAAACGCAUAAUGAGACCUACAGAUGUUCCCGAUACGGGGCUGCUGUGCGAUCUGCUGUGGAGUGAUCCGGACAAAGAUGUUAAAGGUUGGGGAGAGAACGAUCGUGGCGUUAGCUUCACGUUUGGUGUGGAUAUAGUUUCGAAGUUUUUACUUAUUCACGAGCUGGAUCUCAUUUGUCGAGCACAUCAGGUCGUGGAGGACGGGUACGAAUUCUUUGCCCGCCGAUCACUAGUAACGCUGUUUUCCGCACCGAACUAUUGCGGUGAAUUCGACAAUGCUGGCGGUAUGAUGUCGGUAGACGCAAAUCUAAUGUGUUCGUUUCAGAUUCUAAAACCAUCGGAAAAGAAGGCUAAAUAUCAAUAUAGCGGAACGAAUAAUCAGCGACCGCAGACACCCCAGCGCAAUCAAAAUCCAACCAAUAAACGGAAAUAAUAAUUUCUCUCCCUUCUCAACCGCUACCUAACGAGACGCAGCAAGAAGAAGUCAUCAGCAACGGCCAGUUCGUCGACAAACACCGCCAC
Anopheles marshallii is the source of this 1157-nucleotide messenger RNA. It is a transcript of the gene flw, whose product is annotated as serine/threonine-protein phosphatase PP1-beta catalytic subunit. Gene Ontology annotation, cellular component: cytoplasm; nucleus. Gene Ontology annotation, molecular function: protein serine/threonine phosphatase activity. Lineage: Eukaryota; Metazoa; Arthropoda; Insecta; Diptera; Culicidae. The record is from RefSeq and is a predicted model, not a curated record. The coding region runs from base 1 to 1068 and encodes 355 amino acids. The transcript has 7 exons.